UUCAGAAUGUGGAUUGGUUCCAUAGUGUAGCUGGUUAUCACUGCGGAUUCUGAUUCCGCCAACCCGAGUUCGAAUCUCGGUGGAACCUUCCUUUUACCUUCUUUUUGAUCUCGCUAGCAACAGAGUUGAAUCCAUCUACUAUGGUAUGCGUGCGUAUUGGUUGCAUAUCAGCAUCCUCUCGUUUUGUUCGGUCUUCCCUAACCCGUGAAAGCUGUACAGCUCCAGGAUUAGGUGCUAAUGGGGCUUUCGCAAUAUAUUGUUCAGGACUAGAGCCACGCAUCGGCCACUCCCUGUGGCUUGUGUGGAAACACCCUUGGCACUUACGAGCAAGCUGUGGGAGAAGUAUAUAUGUGUUUUCACUUAAAUGUCGUUGUAUUAUUUCUAAAUAUCAUAAGAAUAUCAACCAAACAUCACUGCACUCAUACAGACGGGCCAUCGACUAUGACGAAAGCGCUGCAGCGAGGUGUAACGCUUUCACAUACAGACCACCAGAGCCACCCAAGAACAGCACUGAUGGCUGGCAGUCGUCGGCCAGCAGCACUCGCGAGGCAGGACCAGCGUGCAGCGGCACAAGCAAUGGCUAUGAAGGGUAGGUUAGGAAUAGCCACACCAGUUGCCAAAUCACAAGAGCAGAUGAAGGGUCGCCAUCCUAUCGAGCAAGAGAGCGUUCUGGUGGCAGGCAAAGUCAAGGCACCCCUUCCAAAUGAGCUCAAAGGAGAAACGAUUCUCACCGGUAAACCGAGCACCGUCGAAUCAUGCCAAGACAACUGGACAGGCAAGGAAUGCAUGAGCAGAAACCAUGUGCUCAUCUACGAUGCGAUAAUUAGAUAUUUGAUGGAGAUUCUUCACAAGGAGUUUCAGAUCCAAGCUGACUUCCAGAACGAGUACAGGCUGAACCUCACAGAGUAUGUGCAGCAAAGCAUCGACAGUUCCGAGUUCAUUAAAAGGGAUGCCGAGCUCCAAUGCACCUUGUCGAAGCAUUGGCAAGAGCUCUCCAAUGAAAAAAUGGAGAAUAUGUAUUUCUUAUAG
This is a messenger RNA of Linderina pennispora, 1029 nucleotides long. RefSeq lists its product as uncharacterized. Bases 349 to 1029 code for a protein of 226 amino acids. The record is from RefSeq and is a predicted model, not a curated record. Lineage: Eukaryota; Fungi; Kickxellomycota; Kickxellomycetes; Kickxellales; Kickxellaceae. The transcript has a single exon.